This is a messenger RNA of Ruditapes philippinarum (Manila clam), 4373 nucleotides long. RefSeq lists its product as uncharacterized. The record is from RefSeq and is a predicted model, not a curated record. The coding region runs from base 1005 to 2351 and encodes 448 amino acids. The transcript is spliced from 2 exons. Lineage: Eukaryota; Metazoa; Mollusca; Bivalvia; Venerida; Veneridae. Gene Ontology annotation, molecular function: growth factor activity.
UGGUUAAUUAACGAUUGAUUUAUUGUAGUUGUAUGUGUAUUUAAUGCGCUCUUUUCGACUCUGGAGAGCUUUUAAGAUAGCACAAAAAACAUAUUUUUGUGAAUGGAAAAAUCUCACGCGUGGGAAGAAUUUAGACGUAAAAGAAGCACACGCGAGUUUAAGCGACUUGUGAUUGGUCAAUGGAUUUGCAGCGGCGGUAUUUUAGAGUGAAAUUGUGAAUGUGAAACACUCCGUCUCGGUUCAUGGAGACAACGAAAUUAAUGGUUAUGUAAAUGCAAAGAAACUUAUGGAAAUGCGAAGUAAAAAAGUAACAAAUAGCCAUUGAAGAUAAGGCAUUCAUGAAGGAGUGGUGUGCGAACGAGAAUCCUCAUGACUUGAUAACAAUUUAACAAUGCCAAUAAAACGGAAUCUUUUAAAUGGAAUUCCUUCGAGUCAAACCGAGAGUAUUAGCAACCAGUAUUGGGAUUCUCUGUAACUAAGAAUCAUAGAGCGGAUUGCCAUAACAUUCGAUAGAUCUACUUAAUCAUUUAAUGUAUCGUUACAGGGCCGCAGUGACCAGUUGAUCUUACACCACGCUAUUGGACGGAUGGACAUUGGUUAGCAAACAACAUUUGGCGCCCGCAGCAGAAACAGUUUGAAAAACUUAGCGAAAAAUAUAGAUGCGCGGGAUUUAAUCUAAAAUUUAAAUUAAUUUUAUUUUUGAAGCAAGACUUUCGAUAUUAGUGCACAUGCUUACUUUUACAUAGACACGAAGGUUUAAGCAACUGCAACAAAAACGUCUGUGUCAAGUUAACAACAUAAAAAGGUGGCACAUAAUUAAAUGUUAAGUGACCUACAUUCUUAAGACCACGCCAUAUUUGCUGAACAGAGGCGUUUUAAUUUGCAUUACAAUAAAAUUUUGUACGAGAAAAAUAACACUGUUUGAUCCAAAGUUGCGCAAGUAUUCCUUGAGAUUAUAAGAAUAAUGACACAUUUAGAAAGUGAACAGUGUUAAACAGUGAUGAAUGACUUUGAUAUACAAUGUGACACCGUAUAGAUAUCUGACGUGUAGUUUAUACUUUAAAAUUUAUCUCGGAAUGUCGCGUUUAAGUUUAAUUUGGUUGAUAGCGCUUUUGCUUCAAACGUACUGUAAUAGACACGUACUUGCACAGGAUAUAUCACAAAUCCAACCUACUAUAGAGAAAGAGAGACAAAUUGUACGGAUUCGAAACAAAAUUUUAAAAGAAUUAGUAAACAAUGGUGCAAAGAUAUUACGUUCAGAAACGUUUAAUCGCGUGGAACAAACAAGUGAAGAUGUGACGCUUGAUAAUGAGGACAUAAAUAAAGACUUUAAAAAUGAAAUAAAGAAAGGUCCAGUCCCAUCAGGGACGUCUAAAGUAAUGGUGACCCCCGGCGAACCAUAUCCUCAUUCAAAGGAUAAAUGCCUCGCUUUCCACCUUGAAAAAUAUAUCACAAAUGUAGACCAGAUCUAUCCGAAAAAAAUUAAUUUAUGGAUACAUUUACGGAAACGAGGAAAUAAAAGAAAUAAAAAGAAAAAACUUGACAAAGCAGCCCGAGCUAUGUCUCCGGAACAUCAACGGAAUAAUGAUAAAAAUAGUUUGGAUAAGAAGAAGGGAAGAAAAAAGAAAAAUAGAAAGAGAAGACAAGGCAGACGAAUCAAGAUUUUUAUAUCUGACGGUAAAAAGACACUGGUAAAAAUGAGGAUGAGAAUAACUAAAACAAAAUGGUACAAAAUUGAACUGCCAAUAUCACAGUUUCCAGAUGUUAUAAGUGUGAACGACAGCUUUAAACUUUGCUUUAAAUGCAAACGAUGCAGUAAAAAGGUAAAAAUGGACUUGUACAGGAAAGGCAAUGAUGGAGCACGGGAAUUACCCUCUCGAGGCCAGGCUCCUGAAAAAAACACGGAUCAGCCUACAAUUCCAUUCAUUCAUUUUGAAGAGCCACCACGAUCUCAAAUAUAUAAACGAUCCAUUGACGUCAUUAAAAGAUCCAGUGAUGUCAUAAACAAUAAACACCGGCAUGGUCAUGCCGUGCGUUCCAGAUUUUCUCAAAAUAAAAACGCGUGCUGUUCUGAAGAAAUCUAUAGGGAAGAAAUUUCCAAGGUGUUUCCAAGCAUUUUAUAUCCAGAAUCUAUAAACAUAAGCUUAUGUUUGGGAAUCACUGACUCGCUGUUAGACCAACCGUUACUAUCUCAAAGUAAUUCAAGUCAUAGACUGCUAGCUGGUAUACAGUGUGAACCACAUAAGUAUGAAACAUUUAAUUUUGUAUAUGUUAACAACCAAUUUAAAAUGCGUCAUGCCAGCAUUCAAGAUUUAAUACCUGUUGGAUGCUCUUGCCGUUAUAUAACGUAAUUUUCACUAUGUUUCCAUAUAAUUUAAAUCGUCUCUUAGCUCUUUUUUUAUAUAAAAUACCAAUAUUAUAAACGUUCAUUUCAUUACGGUCAAUUAUUAAUGUUCUACGUUUUAUUUUAUCUCUAUAUAUUGUUAUGUAAUAUCAUUUGUAUAUAAGUAUACAAGUUAGUUUUGAAGUGCAUACAAUUUGUAAUAAUUAAAGUAAAGAGAAUUUAGUUCACAGAUGAAAGUUGUUAGCAGUCAAUUUUCCUGGGGAUUUUUUCAUGCAUCUGUCAAUAUUUUUACAACAGAUAUGACUCAGGCUUUCAGCAAAUUAGCAAAUAUUUAAGAUUAGUAUUAUACAGAUUUAAAUGACAGUUAAAUUAAAUUUUAAUCAAGGGUUAUACUUACGAAUACAUUUAACUUUUUUGGUGUUAUUUACUUAUCAGAACUUUUUAGAUUAUAUUAAAGUACAUAUACUCGCCAAUUUUAUUCACUUUUACACAAUAUUUGUGAGUAUCAUCAUAUGAAAAGAAACUUAAAAUUUGUAGUUGUUUCAAUAUAUAUAUAUUGCAUGUUAUAAUCAAACGUCGGUCUAUUGGCGUCAUAAUAGUCAAUACGGUAGAAAAACGGGUAUCAUUUAUAAAACAUAGAUCUGAAAAGAAUUCACUAGCUAACUGCAUAAACGUGUAAUUUAUUUGUCCAUUAUACAUUAUGCAUCUCAUUGAAGAAACAAUAAUUGAACUUUGAUAUUUUUAACAACGUUACACAUAAUAGUAGACCCCUUAUUGUUUGCCGAGAGAUGACAGCUUAUAUUCUUUAUUUAUUCAGUAUUAUUUCUAUAUGUACAUUUGUUUAUUUUAGGCGGCUCUAACUUAUUUUUAAUAUUAUCAUAUAAUUAAAGGAAAAUUCAAAUCAAUGACAAUGAUUUAACAAUUGAAGCCAUUGUGUGAAUGAUACAAGAAUUUCUUUCCUUGUAUUAUGAUAAGCUAAGCUUAAUAUUUUCCUAACACUCUUGAUGAUCCAAUACCUUGUGUGAAUGAUACAAUAUAGAACAACUUUUACUUCCAUUCUUGAUAGGCCAAUGUAACUGUUUUCAUAGAACAAUAUUAUUUUAAAUAAAGCAACUCAAACAUACAUUAUCUACUUCUUUCUGCCCGUGUAUGUAUCAUCAAGCUGAAUGUGGCACUGAUGAAGUUAAUUUGUCAUUUGUUUUUAUGUUAUUGCAAAAAUAAAGUAAUGUUUGCAAUUUUUCAGAUAUUAAUGAUACAUUCUGGCGUAGAAAUUCAGUGAUCAAUUUCACUAUAUAAAAAGCCAGCAUUUCAAACAUUCGGUGUCGAUAUUUGUGAGGAAAAUGCACUGCCCCAUUGUGUUUCUUAAAACAGCUUUUAUGAUAUAAAAUCAUUCCUUUUAUUAUUGGACAAAUUAGAUCAGUCACAUAUUUUUAAGAAGUAUUUUUAAAUAACGUCUUUGUAUUUGUUAUUGAAUGGAUGGUCAGUAUUUAUCACUUACCUCUAAUGCUACAUUGUUUACAUUUAUUUUCUUUAUUAUAGAUAAUUUAGUAAACAAUUAUCAAAAUUGUUUCCAGCGCAAUUAUGCGACACAAACACUAAAACAUAUACUAUAUUGUUAGCCUUUUACCACCCAUCGUUAAUAUUUUGUAUGAACAGAAAUUUGAACAUCAAGAAAAGAUGUUAAAACGUUUUGAAUUCAUUUUAUCAUUUUAUUAAAACAGUGAAAUAAAUAGUAAAAUUUUAAAGAAAUACCUAUAUAUAGAACAAUUUUAUUUGUAGAUGUAUUAACAUGUUGUUAACAAAAAUUUUACUGUUGUAAAUUACUUAAUUGUCAAAACGUUGCGAUUAUUAUGUAUGAUUACACUUGAAGAAAAUACGUUUAGUUUAAUUUGCUUCUGUUUCCAAGCAUGACAUUUAUGCCUUAAAUAUAUAUUACUUAGGAAAUGUUCAGCUUUCACCCGAUGUAAUUGGUGUGUUCCAAGCCAAUGAGAUAUUAAUAGUUCAAUGAAUGCCUAUCAAGAAAAAUAAA